Messenger RNA from Linnemannia hyalina, 1341 nucleotides. The record is from the annotation of a GenBank genome assembly. NCBI's taxonomy places the organism in Eukaryota, Fungi, Mortierellomycota, Mortierellomycetes, Mortierellales, Mortierellaceae.
AUGGGUUUUCGCUGGACAUCACCGCUGGCGCAAGUCAUCGCCGUCGGCUUCAUCUGCUUUUGCUGCCCCGGAAUGUUCAACGCCCUCAACUCACUCGGAGGCGGCGGACAGGUCGACUCCAAGGUUGGCCAGAACGCAAACGUCGCCCUCUACACCUGCUUCGCCGUCUUUGGACUCCUCUCUGGCGCCAUCCACAACAAACUCGGCCCCAAGUGGACCAUCUUCCUCGGUUGUUCGACCUAUGUCCUUUACGUCGGGUCACUCCUCAGCUAUAACCAUAACCAGAACGGUGCCUUUACGAUUGCGGCUGGUGGUAUUUUGGGUGUAGGUGCUGGUAUGCUGUGGACUGCCCAGGGAGCCAUGAUGAUGGCUUAUCCGCGCGAGCAGGAGAAGGGACGGUACAUUGGAUACUUCUGGGCCAUCUUCAAUAUGGGUGCUGUUCUGGGGUCCGUCAUUGCCUUUGCGAUCAACUUUGAUCAGACGGAGACAAAGUCCUUGGGGGAUGCGACCUAUGCCGUCUUUAUUGUGAUUAUGGGAAUCGGAACCCUCAUCGCCCUCUCGCUCUGCCCGCCAUCCAAGGUGACCCACUCUAACGGCGACCAUAUCCAGAUCCAACCCUUUCCCACAUGGUUGGGUGAGAUCAAGGCCAUCUUCCUCCUCUUCCUCGACUGGCGCAUGCUCGUCCUCAUCCCCAUGUUCCUCUCAUCCAACUGGUUCUACUCUUACCAGUUCUCGACCGUCAACGGCGGUUACUUCUCCCUCCGUACCCAGUCGCUCAACAACAUCUUCUACUGGCUCUCCCAGAUCUUUGGCUCUUACUCCUUCGCAAGAGUCCUCGACUUCCAGGGCGUAAACCGUCGCACCCGUGCCCUCUGGGGUCUAGCCAUCAUCACCGUAUGCUUCGUCUCCACCUGGAUUGGAGGCAUCUUCUUCCAACGAACCUACUCCAUCCAAGACCCUCACCCAAACCACGACUUCGAACUCGGCGCCUCCUACGUUGGUCCCUUGUUCCUCUACAUUUUCUACGGUCUGAACGACGCCGCCUGGCAGACAUACAUCUACUGGCUCAUGGGUGCGCUCUCAAACGAUGCGACGGUUCUCUCCCGAUAUGCAGGAUUUUACAAGUGUGUCCAGUCCUCCGGAGCAGCCAUCUCCUGGAGAAUCAAUGCCAUCGAAACUCCAUACAUGACAGAGUUGAUUAUCUGCUUUGCGUUGCUUGUGGCCUCGAUCCCGGGAGCGCUAUUCUUGGCACUGAGGAUUAAGGACCACACUACUGAGGAGACCUAUGACCUUCCCCCUUCUUCGGAAUCCGACAAGCAAACUCAGGACCAGAAUUUCUAA